Chelonia mydas (Green sea turtle) is the source of this 7570-nucleotide messenger RNA. RefSeq names its product aph-1 homolog B, gamma-secretase subunit (gene APH1B). The transcript is spliced from 6 exons. Gene Ontology annotation, cellular component: membrane; endoplasmic reticulum; gamma-secretase complex. The record is from RefSeq and is a predicted model, not a curated record. Lineage: Eukaryota; Metazoa; Chordata; Testudines; Cheloniidae. Gene Ontology annotation, molecular function: protein-macromolecule adaptor activity. Gene Ontology annotation, biological process: Notch receptor processing; protein processing; positive regulation of catalytic activity. Bases 261 to 1037 code for a protein of 258 amino acids.
CCCACCACGAGGGCUGUGGUCCUGGGGCCUUGCGAGGGGGGGGAGAAUGCGCUGCUCUGAGGAGCCACACCCCAGCCAGUGACCCGGUUCCCUGCGUGGGCGCCAGGGCUCAGCUGUUCCCUCAGCCAGAAUGUGCGCGGGGGGCGGCGGGGACGGGGCGGCGCCCGCGGGAGGCUGAAGCCCUGGGUCGGGCUCCAGCCCAGCAAGGGGCAGCAACAGCGGUGGGCUUUGGCCUGGGGGCGUGUCCAGGCUCCUCAGCCAUGACCGCGGCAGUGUUCAUUGGGUGCAGCCUCAUCGCCUUCGGGCCGGCGCUUGCUUUGUGCGUCUGCACCAUCGCCGCCGAACCGCUGCGCCUUGUCUUCCUCAUCGCUGGAGGUUUCUUCUGGCUGGUCUCGUUGCUGCUUUCUUCCCUUGUAUGGUUCAUUGCAGUGCAGAUUGGUGGGAGCAACAGUGCAUCAGUAAAGAAAAAUUUGCUCAUCUUUGGAGUGGUGUUCUCUGUCCUGCUCCAGGAAGUCUUCCGAUUUGCCUAUUACAAACUGUUAAAAAAAGCUAAUAAGGGCUUAACGACUAUAAGCCAGGAGGAAACCAUACCCAUCUCUGUCAGACAGUUGUCCUAUGUGUCUGGCCUGGGUUUUGGGAUCAUGAGUGGAAUAUUUUCUCUUGUGAAUAUCCUGACUGACUCCUUGGGACCAGGCACAGUGGGUAUUUAUGGAGAUUCUCCUCAGUACUUCGUGGCUUCUGCAUUCAUGACUUUGGCCAUUGUUCUGCUGCACAUUUUUUGGGGCAUUGUAUUUUUUGAUGCUUGUGAAAAGAAGAAGUGGUGGGCACUGGCACUGGUCAUCCUGAGCCAUUUGCUGGUAUCAGGUCUGACUUUCCUGAAUCCUCAGUACGAAGGCAGCCUAGUGCCAUCUUACAUUAUCAUGAUGCUCAUGGGUACCUGGGCUUUCUUCACUGCUGGUGGCUCCCUUAGAAAUCUGAAACUGUGUCUGAUGUGCAGAGACAAGGACUUCCUUCUAGCCAACCAGCGCCCCAGAUAACCUCUAAGCAUCUGGAUUUUACCCAUCCAUCUCUCUACAUGUUUAGUGAAAGCACAACUGGUGCCUGCUUGACCUUCCUUGAAUGCUAAGUUGAGAUAUUUAUGUAUUCCUGUGUAACUUGGCUUCUUUCAGCAGCUGUCUGAACUGCAUAUGUGAGUGAAAUCUCCUUAAGAGUACCCAGAAAUUAGACAAUUUACAUAUUAGCUGCUGCUUUAUGCACUAAGUUUGGGCUGAGUUAAUAGAACAAAUGAACAAUAUAAAACAUGGAUAGACUAGAUUUAAAACUAAAAGGCUAUCUGCUAACUUCAGUUGUGAACUACACAUCCACUUUGCUAUAGAAUUAAUAAAGAUAACAUUUUAUUGUGCCACAAUGAAGUUCUAGAUGCAAUAAAGAAAAAACACAGUUUUCCUAUGGUGUUUUAGCCAAAGUUAAGAUGUUUCCUUUUUUAAAAAGUUAUAAUAUUUAAUAGGAUUUCUGAAUUGUUAAAAUAUGUUUUAGAGCAUAGUGCAAUAACUUCUCUGUGUAAAUAUUAGAAAUAUUCCUUCAGGACUACAUUGUUUGUAUAGUAGAGAUGAGACACAAGGGACCAUAACUUUUUCUGACUCCUGAAUGAAUUUUGAAAUGCACUCAGGGUAUGUCUACACUACAAAAUUAGGUCAAUUUUAUUUAAGUCAACACUGAGCCUCUGAUUUAAGCAAGUUGAUUCUGCAUGCCCCACUAUGCACAUUGUAUCAGCGGAGCGCGUUCUCACUAGCAGGGCUUGUAUCGACUCAUGGAGCGCUGCAUUGUGGGUAGCUAUCCCACAGUGCAUGGAGCCGAGUGGAAUGUUGGGUUGGGCUUGGGCAAUGCUUCAUGGGGCCAAAACAUUCGCGCGGGUGGUUAUGGGAACAUGGUAUUAGCCUCCCAUGAUGCACUUACCUCUCUCCCUCCCUGAAAUCAACAGCAAACAAACCAAGCCUUUUUUUUUCCUAAACCUGGAUUACCCGCACAGACGCCAUAGCAUGGCAAGCAUGGACCCCGCUCAGCUGUACACUGUUGUUGUGAGUAUUACAAACACCUCACACCUUAUCCUGCAGUAUUUGCUAAGCAGGAGCUGCCAUACAGAAUAACGUGAUGCCAUGCAAGCAGCCCUGCUGGAAGCCAUGGAGCAGAGCAAUUGCAGAUGCUGGCGACAGUUGUGUAUCACCUUGACAGUGGAGUGCUGCUUCUGGACCCAGGAAACAAGCACUGACUGGUGGGACCACAUAGUUAUGCAGCUAUUGGAUGAUGAGCAGUGGCUGCAGAACUUUUGAAUGCGCAAGGCUACUUUCAUGGAACUGUGCGAAGAGCUUUCAUCAGCCCUGAAGUGCAGCGAUACUAAAAUGAGAUCUGCUCUGACAGUUGAGAAGCGAUUGGCGAUAGCUCUGUGGAAGCUUGCAACAUCAGACUGCUACCAGUCAGUGGAAAAUCAAUUUGGAGUGGGUAAAUCUAUCGUGGGGUCUGUUGUGAUCCAAGUUGCCAGGGCAAUCAAUAGACUUCUGCUAAGAAGUGUAGUGACUCUGGGAAAUGUGCAGGACAUAGUGGAUGGUUUUGCCACAAUGGGGUUCCCUAACUGCGGUGAGGCAAUAGACGGAAUGCAUUUCCCUACCUUGGCACCAGACCACCUUGCCAAAGAGUACAUAAAUCUAAAGGGGUACUUCUCAAUGGUGUUGCAAGUGCUGAUGGAUCACAGGGGCCAUUUCACUGACAUCCAUGUGGGAUGGCAGGGAAAGAUGCAUGACACACGCAUCUUUAGGAACUCCGGUCUGGUCAGAAAGCUGCAAGCAGGGACUUUCUUUCCAGACUGCAAAAUAACCGUUGGUGAUGUUAAAAUGCCAGUCAUGAUCCUGGGAGACCCAGCCUACCCCUUGCUCCCAAGGCUCAUGAAGCCAUACACAGGCAGCCUGGACAGCAGUAAGGAGUGGUUCAACCAUAGGCUGAGCAAGUGCAGAAUGGUGGUAGAAUGUGCCUUUGGACGUUUAAAAGCCCGCUGGAAUAGGUUGCUUACUAGGUUAGACCUCAGUGAAAGCAAUAUCCACAUUGUUGUUGCUGUGUGCUCCGUAAUAUCUGUGAAACAAAGGGAGAAAAGUUUCCGGCGUGAUGGCGGUGGUGGAGGCAGAUUGCUUGGCAGCCAGACACCAGGACAAUAAGAAGAGCACAUCAAGGCACACUGCGUCUCCAAGAGGCUUUGAAAACUAGUUUCAUCGAUGACCCACAGUAAUGUGACACUUAUGUGUGUUGUUACUUACCUAGCUGUCCCCUUCAUUGCAUGUACUCCCCUGUAAACUACAACCCUGCUAACUGCUGUGUGCUGAAUGAGUAAAGAGCCUUUUCUCCUCAGUCCAUUGAUUUUUAUUAUGCUCACAAACACUGAGAGACAGCAAAGAAAAGUAAGAUAACCUGGGGCAAAAGGGCUGAUAACACGGGGCUGGGGGGAAAAACAAGGAAGGCUUGCUUACAAUUGCACUACAAUAGCCAUCAAAAGUGUGGGAAUGGGCGCCUUCUGGUCCUUGUACCUUCCCCUGGAGUUGAGUGCAAGGGAUACCGGACUUCCUUUCCCUCCGCCCCUCCCCUCCCCCACCCCGCAUCCUAGGACGUCUGGGAGAGGAGGAUGUGGAACUUGGCGACGAUGGCAGCGGGUUCACCAUAGGCUGCAGCAGGACUCUAGUGUCCAGCUGCCUUUCUUGAACCUCAGCCAGACGCCUCAAGGUUUCUGUUUGCUCCCUCAUAAUCGGCACCAUCUCUCGUGCCUGUCACGCUCAUCUUCCCUGCCUGCUCUUCUGUCCUUGUGGUCAUUGUGCAGGCUCUCCAACAGUGCAAUCCUCCAUGUGCUGAGCUCUGUCUUGUCACUCUCGGAGGCAUUAACUCAUUGAACAUGUCCUCCCAAGUCUUCUUUUUCUCCCUUCUAAUUUGGGAAAGUCUCUGCAUGGAGGAUGCGCUUUUGGACAAGGUUUCAGCUACAAAGAAUACAAAGCACGAGGGUAGCACUGACAGUGCAUACAUUGUUUCUGGUGCAAGUUUAAAUCUUUUUAUAAAAGAAACACCCCCUCAAUGCACUUCCCUGCAAGUCACAACUUAAGGAGAAUCGCUGGCUACUGCAAGAGUCGGUUUGCUGCUACAACCAUGGUGAGUAAGGCCACAAGGCAUGGGUGAGAGGUCUUGUGCUGCAGCUUUUGUUAAGACAUACUUGGAAUCAAUGGUUGGAACCUCAGCACAACGCCCUUUCCCAUAGCAACCUGGAUGGUGCUUGAGGACAGGCACGAGUGUAAAGACCCACAAAUAGUUUGAUGGUUACAAAAGCGGCACUGAGUUGGGGUGGAAGGGAGACAAACAGGAAGGGUCGCACCCCUCCCCUUUUUAAAUGCUGGCUGUAAUACACAGUGAUCCCUUCCAAGCACACAACAGGGCACUCUUGGGAAAGUGUGGUUGUGUGACCCAGAAUUCACCAAAUGGGGCGGAUUACUUAUCGAAUUGCUUGCGGUUUAAGGGCUAGCAUUAAAAACCUCCUAGGUGACCAUAAGCGAUAUCCCUUUCCUGAGGGUAACAAAAGCGGAAAGGGAGCAGAUGCUGCAAGCGCUGGCUACAGACCUGGUCCUUAUGCUGCAAUGCUGCGUGCCACAAUGAUGCCAGAAGAGUUAAUACCUGAGUGACGCGGGAAAGUGUCCUACCGUGGUGGAGGUAUCCACGGAGCGUUUUGGGGUAGUGGUGGGGUUGCCACCUAGAAUCGCACGCAGCGCAUCAUCAAAGUUGCAUGUCUGUGGCUCAGAACCAGAGCGACUGUUCAUCUCCCUUGUCUUCUGGUACGCUUGCUGAAGCUCCUUUAUUUUCAUGCGGCACUGCUGUGUGUCCCUGGUGUAUCCCUUCUCCCUCAUGCCUGUGCGAUUUUUGGCAUAGAUGUUAGUGUUUCUUCUGCUGGUUCGAAGUGCCGCCUGCACAGACUCUUCUCCCCAGACAGCAAUAAGAUCCACUACCUCCUGUGCGCUCCAUGCUGGAGCGCGUUUGUGGCCUCGAGCAUCCAUUGUCAGCUGUGCUGGCGAGCUCUCCACGCUGAUCAAACAGGAAAUGAAAAUUCAAAAGUUCCCGGGGCUUUACUAGUGGGGCGGUUGUUUCCUGUGUACUGGGUGAAGUGUGGUGGAGUUGAAAGUGCUCUCCAGAGCAGUCACAGCGGAGCACUGUGGGACGCCACCUGAAGGCCAAUUCAUUUGCAUUACACAGCACAGUGUCUGCACUAUCCCCAUGUCGACACGUGGAUGUCGACUGAAGCGCUACGCCUCUCGCAGAGGUGGAGUACAGAAGUUGACUUUACAAGCCCUUUAGGUCAGCAGAAGGGACUCGGUAGUGUAGACACAUACAUUAUUAACUCGAUCUAAUGCAGCAUAUGUCGACCUAGCUUUGUAGUGUAGACCGGGCAUUAGUCUUGAAAGGUAUGUUGUGCCUUUAUGCUGCUAGAUUUCUGAAGACAAGGUAAAAAGUUUAACAAAUCCAAUACACAUACUGUUUAAUAUAGCUGUCCUUUUGAGGCUUUUCGUUAUAAGGCUACCAGUUGAAACUAAGUUACAGUACAUUGCCUCUCAUCUCUGUUAUAUAAACUCUGAGGGGAUACCCUGGAGUUAGUUCUCACUGAAGAAAAUCACGUAGCUGCUAUUUUAAUAAACCUCUUCCAGGGUGGUUAAAAGUUUUACCUAAACCAUGAAGUAAAGCAGGAAUAAGGCACCUCAAAUCGAUACUCAUUUUUUUUACAUGAAAUGAAUGCUGCUGAGUCUGUUUCCCACAUGUAUAUCUACCGUAUCAUUACAGUAUAAUAUAAAAUGGUUAACGUAAAUGGGAAUGGGUUAGACUGCUACAUUCAGACCUGGGUCUAAUAAGGUGUUUGCAGUAAUGAUUUUUUUUAGCAUAAGUAUCGCAAAAGCAACAUUUCAGUAUAUACUGGGUUCCUUUGGUUUACUUGGUUUAAAACAAACAAAAUAUUUAGUGAAUUAAGAUUUAUCUGCAGUUUUGUGAGUUUAAUUUAUUUAUCAUUUAUUCCUCCCUGAAUUAUAUUUUGAUAGACUGAAAUGUAAGCAUGUUAAAGUGACAAACUAGUACAUCCUUGUAGGGCACCAAGACACACAGUGGCAAGCAGCUUGAAUAGCUGUAAUAACUGGUGUGCUAUAUCAGCACAAUACAUUUGUGAUACUAGGGGUACUUUGACUCGGGAUCCUAUAGCACAGUAGAUUAGUAAUAUGGUAAGAUUUUAUCACAGUAAUGAAAUAUUUUUGUUUUAUUUGAGGGUAGGUUUUUAUUUUUGCUAUUAUAUAUGUUUAAACAUAUAUUAACUUUGGACUCGAGCAGUUAAAAUGUCUCUUUGUUAACUGUAAAGUGUUGUGCCAUUUAACAAUACUGAACUACGAAGUCAUGUUGAUUUUAAAAUGUAAUACUGUGACAGCACUCUUAUUUAAGCAUCGGCAUUUAUCAAAGAGAAAUAAAAAGGAGAUUUGAAUUGCCUUUGGUACUAUUUUAUUUCCUCACUUGCAACCUUUAAUUGGCAGAACAACUGUGAAACUGUUAUGUGUUAAUUGUUAAUGUGUCAGUAGAGAGAAUGAAUGAUCCAGAAGAGAAAUGGGGGAAUAAUUGGUAUAGGAUUGGUACUAGUUUUGUGGGGGGGGGGUUGUUUUUAAUUAGUGUGUCAGAUUUUUUACAGUACAACAAAAUUAUGAUAAAUAUAACGCAUGAGAAUUGGACGGCACUGGGAUCAAUACAAAUAUUGAAAGGGGGAGAGGAGAUAACUUGGUAAGUUUUGAGUGUCACACCUAAACUUGGUAAAAGUAUCACGCUCAUUUUAGACCUAAAUUAAACUGGCUUUUUGGAAACCUAGUGGUGAUUGUUUGGUUACUGAAAAUUGUUAGCAAUGUUCACUCAUAUUAAGGCUUUAGAAAACUUUAUAUAUGUUAAUGUAAUGCUGCAUUGUUACAUGUUUACAUUUGGUCUGCACCUCAGUUUGAGUGUUGCAAAUAUUUUAAUUGUCUGUUUUCCAUUUGGGUUUUGGAGGGCUCAGAUGCAUGAGCAGUACAAUAUAUCCAGAGUUUCUCUGCUCAUCUAAGACUAUUACCUUUGCAGAAGAAUCCAGGCAACUCCUAGGAAGGCUGCUACGUGCAAACUAGAAAUAUUGGGUGGGAUCCACAAAGGUACUUACGUGCCUAAGUCUGGGAUUUAGGCACCUAAAUCCUGGUUUGGCUCCACUGCAAUCCACAAAAUUCCUGCCAAACUCUGUAGUCACCUAAACUUGGUGCCUAAGUUUUCAGGGUGAUAGUUUCCUAGAUGCCUAUGUUUCCUCCUCAGGCAUCUGGAUGCAUAGAGGGAGGAGCACUGCAUAUGCCCUAUCUCCCUGCCUGAGCUCCAAAGAGAUUUACAAACCAAGGGAAGAUAGGCAUUGAGCAGCCUAAGGGCUAGUCUACACUGGCAACGUUAAAGUGCUGCUGCAGCAGUGCUUUAACAUGGCUUGUGUAGUUGUGGCGGAGCGCUGGGAGACAGGUCU